Messenger RNA from Caenorhabditis angaria, 2367 nucleotides. The record is from the annotation of a GenBank genome assembly. NCBI's taxonomy places the organism in Eukaryota, Metazoa, Nematoda, Chromadorea, Rhabditida, Rhabditidae.
AUGUCUGCGUGAGUUUUAUAACAUGAGCAAUUCUGAAUUUCUCUGAUAUGAGCAAUGAUUUUCCUGAUCUGAGCAAUGAUUUUCAUAAUCUGAGCAAUCAAUUUUUUACCUGAGUAAUCGAUUGCUCUAAUCUGAGCAAUGAAGUUUUUCUAAUAUGAGCAAUGAAGUUUUUCUAAUCUGAGCAAUCGAUUGCUCUAAUCUGAGAAAUAAAUAAUGUUAACCUGAGCAAUGUAGUUUCUAAUCUGAGCAAUAAAUAAUGUUAACCUGAGCAAUGUAGUUUUAACCUGAGCAAUAAUUUUCCUAACCUGAGCAAUGCUCCAAAAUCAAAUUCCAGAAAUUUUUACGCCGACUUUGAAGAGGCGGAUCGUCUGAUUUCGGAAUUUCAAGAAUAUUCGCGUGCGACUCCAGCGACGCCGCCUGCGACAAAAUCGCCGUCCGAAAAAUCGCGAGUCUAUUAUGUGCGCAACAAAAAUUCGAAUUCGCGCAAAAAUUGUAAGCCACGCCCCCUUUGCAACUUCGCCGCAUGCUUUUUUUUUUGCAGCCUUAGCCGAGCUGGAGCAUUGUUGUAAGUUAGAGAAGCAGACAACCAGAGAACAAGGAGCGUAUUUGGGAAUUAUGACGAUUAGAGAUGCAGAGAAGGUGAGAGACGCAGAGGAGGGAGGAGAAUUUUGGCGGGAAAUUUUUGAAUUUUUCAGAAAAAAAUUUGAACUCAAAAAAUUUGGCGGGAAAUUUUCAAAUUUUUCCUGCCAAAAUUCAGAAUUCAAAUUUUCUUCUGAAAAAUUCGAAAUUUUUGAAUCCGGAACAUUUUAGCGCGAAAAUUUCAAAUUCAAAAAUUUAGAAUUUUUUAGAAGAAAAAUUUGAAUUCCAAAUUUUGGCGGGAAAUUUUUGAAUUCAAAAAUUUUCAGAAGAAAAAUUUUGGCGGGUAAUUUUUGAAUUUAAAAAUUUUCAGAAGAGAUUUUGGCGCGAAAAUUUUUGAAUUCAAAAAUUUCGAAUUUUCCAGAAGAAAAUUUGAACUCAAAAUUUUUGGCGGGAAAUUUUUGAAUUCGAAAUUUUCAAAAAUUCAAAUUUUCCCCCAUUUCCCGCUCCCAAAACCCCACGCAAUUUUGCAGAAAAUUUCAAAAUCCGGAAAUUUCGCCAUAUAUCACCGUCUGCCAAUCGCCUCAGCCACCGAUUUUUGCUCGAAUCGUCUUCAGAGUUGCGAAAACUUGGAGCCAUUUCCAACUUUGUACUUGAAUGUGGUGUAUUUGGACUCGAAAAAUCGAUAUCGGUUAGGUUUUUGCUGAAAUUUGGCUGAAAUUUUCAAGAAAAUGAGAUGAAACCAAGCAUUUUGAUAUAAAAUUUGAUAAUUUUCGAAAACAGAAAGUGCGCUCCAUUGAGAAUGCUCGAAAAUUAUCAAAUUUCAUAUCAAAAUGCGCGGUUUUUUCAAAUUUUCAAAAUUUUUCACCCAAAAAUCCCCAAUUUUCAGCCAUUAUCCAAUAAUUGAAGUCGCCCUGAAAGGUCAGAUGUUUUUCCAAGUUUCAACCGUGAUUUCGCCGAAAAUCAAAAAAAUUCCGGAACGUGAGCCGCGAUUUUUGAGCGUCGAAAAGUUGCUCGAUCAUUACACGUGAGUUUUGAGGGUUUUAUCAGUGGAGCGCAUUUUCAUUCAACCAUUUUUGGUGGGAAAUUUGAAAAAUUCAAAUUUCUCGUCAAAAGAUUCAUUUUUCUCCUUGAAAAUUUGAAUUUUCAAUUUUUCGCGCUCAAAAUUCUCAUUAGAGCGCAUUUGAUUCAUUUUUCUUCUUGAAAAUUUUAAUUUUCAAGUUUUCGCACUCAAAAUUAUCAGUGGAGCGCACUUUCUUCUAUUUUCAAAACUAAAAUUUGAAUUUUUCUCAUUAGAGCGCACUUUCCUCAAAAAUAUAGGCGCCGAAUUUGAAAAUUUUCAAUUUUUCUCCUGAAUUUGCAUUAGAGCGCAUUUGAUUCAUUUUUCUCCACAGCAAACCUUGGAAAAUUUGAAUUUUCAAUUUUUUCCCGCCAAAAUUAUCAUUGGAGCGCAUUUUCCUCCUGAAACUUUUGGCUAACUUUUGAAAAUUCAAAUUUCCCGCUGAAAUUCUUAUUAGAGCGCACUUUCCUUCUCAAACGUUCGAAAAUUUGAAUUUUCAAUUUUUUCCCGCCAAAAUUAUCAUUGGAGCGCAUUUUCCUCCUGAAACUUUUGGCUAAAUUUUGAAAAUUCAAAUUUUUCUCCUGAAUUUGCAUUAGAGCGCCCUUUCCCCCCAGUUUUUCCCGCGAAAAUUAAAAAAAUUCAAAUUUUCUUCCAGAAAAUUCGCCUACGGUUAUCAUUUCGAUGAAAACGGUGGAAUUGAAGUCGAUGUGUUUCCAGCGCAAAGAAAAUAA